Messenger RNA from Nicotiana attenuata, 4288 nucleotides. RefSeq names its product pentatricopeptide repeat-containing protein At1g08070, chloroplastic-like. The coding region runs from base 76 to 1908 and encodes 610 amino acids. The record is from RefSeq and is a predicted model, not a curated record. The transcript has 4 exons. Gene Ontology annotation, molecular function: RNA binding; protein binding. Lineage: Eukaryota; Viridiplantae; Streptophyta; Magnoliopsida; Solanales; Solanaceae. Gene Ontology annotation, biological process: RNA modification.
AUUUUUUCCCUUUGCCCUUGUCUCUUUUGAGUGAUUUGAGUAAGGCAUAGUUAAGCAUACGCCAUAGCACACACCAUGCAAUUCAUCAAAUCCAAGUCCAUAGCUCAAUCUUGCUUCAACUUCACACGCUCAUUCUCCGAUUUUUCAUCUCUCUCCAAUCUCUUACAAGGACGCAUUCCCCAUAAUCACCUUCUACAAAUCCACGCUCGGGUUUUCCGUAUUGGUGCUCACCAAGAUAACCUCAUUGCCACUCGCCUUAUUGGUCAAUACCCUUCAAAUAUUUCCCUCCGUGUACUUGACGGCCAGUUAAAAAAACCCAAUCUUUUCCCCUUCAACGCCAUUAUCAGGGUUCUUAGUGAAGAGGGAAAUUUCGCUGACGCAUUCUUGGUUUUUAACAAGUUAAGAUAUUACUCCCUUUUGCCUAAUCAGUUGACCUUUUCAUUCAUUCUUAAAGCUUGUUCUCGUUCUGGGAAUUCAUAUUAUGUUCAACAGGUUCAUUCCCUUGUUCUAAAGUUGCGUCUUGGUGAUGACCCAUCUGUCUGUAAAGGGUUGUUAAGUGUUUAUGCUAGGAGUUUGAGAGAGUUGCAUUCUGCGCGUAAGCUAUUUGAUGAAAUGCCUGAGAAGGAUGUUGUUUCUUGGACUUGUUUGAUUUCUGGGUAUGCCAAGUUGGGUUUGUCUGAGGAAGCUUUAUGUCAUUUUUUAUCUAUGGUAAAGAAGAGCUUGAUUCCUGUAAAUGAUACUAUGAUUAGUGUGUUAUCUGCAUGUUCAAAACUUGAUAUGUCAAAUAUUGAGAAAUGGAUUGGGAACUUUUUGUAUGAUUUAGGAAGUUCUGGACGUGACUCGGUUAGCAUUGUUCUUGUUUACUUGUAUGGAAAGUGGGGAAAGGUUGAUAAGAGUAGGGAAAUAUUUGAACAGAUUUCUGGUGAUGGGAAGAGAAGUGUGCUUCCAUGGAAUGCUAUGAUAGGCGCAUAUGUUCAGAAUGGCUGUGCUCUGGAGGGUUUAAGUCUUUUCCAGUUGAUGAUGGAGCUUAAUUGUUGUUGCCCCAAUCAUGUGACAAUGGUUAAUGUGCUUUCAGCUUGUGCUCAAAUUGGUAAUUUGUACCUUGGUUUGUGGGUUCAUGAGUACAUGAAAGGUAGUAGGCAAAAAGGGGUUUUACUUUCAAAUGCAAAUCUUGCAACUGCUUUGAUAGAUAUGUACUCCAAAUGUGGGAGUUUAGAGAAAGCAGGAGAUGUUUUUGACCAAUUGGUUGUAAAAGAUGUUGUUUCAUUCAAUGCUAUGAUCAUGGGUCUUGCAAUAAAUGGUAAAGGCAUGGAGGCGUUAAAACUUUUCUCGCAAAUGCUUGAGCUUAAUUUGCGUCCGAAUGCUAGAACAUUCCUUGGUUUGCUAUGUGCUUGCAGUCACUCAGGUUUGACAGCUGAAGGCCGUCAGAUAUUUAAGGAAAUGAGCCAAUGUUUUUGUAUUGCUCCUAGAUUGGAACAUUAUGCUAGUUAUAUUGAUCUCCUCGCUCGAGUAGGUUAUGUUGAGGAAGCACUUCAAGUUGCUACCUCAAUGCCUUUUAAACCCAAUAAUUUUGUGUGGGGAGCUUUACUUGGUGGCUGCAUGCUGCAUAACAGAUUGGAACUAGCCCAAAUUAUUUCCUCCAUUCUUGUUGAGAUGGACCCUGACAAUUCUGCUGGCUAUGUGAUGUUGUCCAAUACAUAUGCCAGUGAUCAACGCUGGAGCGCUAUUUCACGACUGAGGUUGUCAAUGAAGGAAAAGGGAGUAGCAAAGGUGCCAGGAUGUAGUUGGAUUAACAUUGCCGGAGUAGUGCAUGAAUUUAUGGUUGGGUCCUCCUCACAUCCUCAGAAUGAAAGCAUGCAUAGCAUAUUGCAGGUGUUACUGAAGGAGAUGAAGCUAGCAAGUUUUUAGACAACUCACAAGCAUAUUCUCGUUCAGGAGUUACUAUGAGAAGCACGCUCUUUCCACCAUAUGGGUUUGCAGACAUAAAGAAUGGGCCCGGUGGGAUAGAGCUGCAUUAAAGAUCUCUGUUGUUUGGGAAGGAUAUGUGGUCUCUCUGGAAGACACUAGGCUAGUGGAUACUGUCGUUUGGUUUCAUAGGGCUAUCUAUUUGCAGCAUUGACUGUCACGAUAUUCUCUUGGAAAUAACUCUUCCACUACAUCAUUGCAUCUCUUUUUAGCAGCAGCUAGUCCCAAUAAAUGUGGUAGAGCCUUUGUCUUCAGCUGAUGCAUGAUUCUGCUGUGUGAUCCUUCAAUUUUGUUUCCCCGAUACAACAAUGGAGUUAUUUCUGGACUUCAUAUGGCUGCCUUCAUGCACUUUUUCGACCAGUAACAUCAGGAUACUUGUUUGGGCUUCCUGAUACAGUCAGAACAAUUUUGAAAGUCUAGGAAGAAGCCCGCACAUGUGGAGCAUUAGUUGCCAUCACAGCAUCAGAUGUGUCCUACAUUGAGAGACAUUAUGAUGAUUACUGAGCAUUUUCUACUCGAUAUUCAUCAGAUUUUGGGAACUGUCGAGGAAUGGUAGAUGAACUUUCUGUCUCAAAGCCUAAUCUGUUCUAGCCAAGAGGCCAAGCAAGUAAAUGAGUUUGGGGCAGUAUUUCAGCUUCCACAUUUGUGAGGUGAAUCUAGAUUCUAACCAACCAUUUCAGGUAUGAGUUGAUAAAUAAUGUUACUAAGACUUUUGCGUAAAGGAAAUCAUGCAAAUAAAGCAGGUGGAUAUUAUAAUGAGCCAAGUUAAUUCUCUUGCUAUUUUUUUAAAUUAGUACGUCACCAUAAAAGGCAAAAGAAAAGACAUGCAAUAGAUAAACACUUUUGUAACUGGUUAUGAAUUUAAUGUCAUGUUUCUGACUUAAUACGUCAGCAGAAGAAAGUUACAAGAUGCAUAAUGUAAACAUUAAGUAUAUGUUUUGACCCUCAAAAAUAAUAUUUUUUGCUUAGAAAAAGAAUGAAGAUAAUUUUUAGUCAUCUUUAAGUGUUAAUCGUUUGGUUUAUCUAACAAGAUUGAUAGCUUGUUUGGCUAAGCUUCUCCAUAGCCAAAAGUAGUUUUUUAUUUUUUUUUAUUUUUCUUGUAACUUGUCGUGUUUGGCCAAGUUUUUUGGGGAAGAAAGUGCUUUUGAGUAGAAAUAAAAGCAGUUUUGGAGAAGCAAAAAGAAUUAGGUCAAGCUUCCGGGAGGUCAAAAGUAUUUUUUUCUCCCAAAAAAGUACAUUUUUUUAACUGUUUGGCUAAGACGGAGAAGUACUUUUGGCCAGCAGCAGUAGUUUUUCUGCUUUUGGGAAGAAGCACAAAAUUCUAACUUCUUCCAAUAAGCAGAAGAUUAAUUUAUUCAAGUCAAACUUACUGAUUUAAGCCUUUUCUUUUCUUUUUUGUUUCUGAUUUCUACCAUUCUUUUAAAAUUAGAGAUAUCAAAUAUAUGAAUAUAUUGUAACUCUUUUUUGACUUUUCUUGUUUUUGGUUUUCUCUUUGUGUAAUGUCUUGUAGCUUUUCAAAUUAUUUUUUUCUUUUUUCACAUUAAAGCAAAGUAUCUACAUCCUUCUUUGGAUUAUCAAUUCUCUUCCUACAAAUAAACAUUUAUAAUUUUUUCUGUUACAGGCUAUUAAUUCCCGAAUAUUUAAAACAAUUAUCAAAUCUAUUGUGAAAAUUACCUACAAAUAGGUAAUAAAUUUACAAUUGCAUCGCAUAAUUUAUAUCUAUAUAUUAUUAAAAGAAGAAGAAAAAGCCUCCACAUUAAACCAAGUGGCAGUCUCACAAUAUGUCACUUGGCAAUUUAGAACAAAGUUAGUUAGGUUAGGUAAUAAUUAGUUUUUUUUUUUGGAUUAGAUUUUAAAUAAAGUUAAAUUAUGUAUGAUGUGCUGUUAAUAAUUAGUUACUCUUUUUGAAUUUGAAUUUAAACAUACUUUUUUUUUUACUAGAACAAUAUUUUAUAUAUAUUUAAUUUCUAUUUUACGCUCAAUGUCCUCUUUCAAGUUUGACACUUAGAAUUAUUUGUUAUAACUACUAUGGCUAUACAUAAUUUCAUCUGAAGAUAUUCUUCUACUGAUAAGGAAUUCAACUAUUAUGCCAAUGAAAAUAUUACUGCAGAUACAGAGGAAGAAUAUGGGCCUUCUGGUAUUCCUUUAGAAAUGCAAGACAAGUCUUUUACUAGUAUAAGAGGCGUUGUGUGAUAGAAUUAAGGAUGAAAUUAUUGAGAAAUAUUAUCAUGUGCGAGUGGCUUUGCUUAUUAUUUCAUGUUGGAUUAUCAAUAUAUAGUAAUUUGUGGAAUAUACUUCUAAUUCAUACUGAGUGAUGACAAUA